AUGACUGUUGAACACCAACCCAUACACAGCCAGUCUCAAAAUGGAUAUACAACUGGCAAGCCAGUUACGUAUGUGAAUUCAGAGCUCACUGCAGUUGAACAAUCCAAACCAGGACGAAAAGUUGAGCUUCCAUUUGGAUUUGGUCCGUUACCUGAGGAUCAUUCUGACAAGACGAUAUUCUUUUUCGAUAUUGAUAAUUGCUUAUAUCCCAAAUCGACCCGCAUCUUUGAGAUGAUGCAAGAAAAGAUUCAUGAAUAUUUCAAACACAAUUUACAAUUAAAUGACGAAGACGCUUAUAGAUUACACCAUAAUUAUUACAAGACUUAUGGUUUAGCUAUUGAAGGAUUGGUUCGUAAUCACCAAGUUGAUGCAUUAGAUUACAAUUCCAAAGUUGAUGAUGCGUUGGAUUUACAUGCUGUAUUACGUUACGAUAAACCGUUGAGAGACACAUUGUUAAAAGUGAAACAGUCGGGUGAAUUUGAUUAUUUUUGGCUAGUUACAAAUGCGUACAAGAAUCACGCAUUAAGGGUGAUUAGCUUUCUCGGAAUCGGUGAUUUGUUCGACGGGUUGACGUACUGUGAUUAUGCAAAGUUCCCCAUUGUAUGUAAGCCAAUGAAAGAAUAUUUCCUUAAUGUAUUUGACUUGACUCAAUUGGACUAUGAAAAUAAGGACGUUUUAGCUAAGCAGUGGUUUAUCGAUGAUAGUGAACUCAAUGUUAAAGCCGCUUGUGAUUUAGGUGUAGGACAUGUGAUUCAUUAUGUUGAACAUGAUGAAGAUAUCGCUAAAUUGAAACAAAAAGACGAUUUUACAAAGUACUAUGGAGAUGGAGCUACUGGGUCCAAGAUUCAAAUUUUGAGUAACUUCUCAGACUUGCCUAAGCUUGUAGGUGUAUAA
Molecule: messenger RNA, 894 nt
Organism: Lodderomyces orthopsilosis Co 90-125
Lineage: Eukaryota; Fungi; Ascomycota; Pichiomycetes; Serinales; Debaryomycetaceae
Product: nucleotidase
Exons: 1
Coding region: 1-894 (297 amino acids)
Biological process (GO): nucleotide catabolic process; pyrimidine nucleobase metabolic process
Molecular function (GO): nucleotidase activity
Source: RefSeq, a predicted model, not a curated record